Messenger RNA from Parnassius apollo (apollo), 966 nucleotides. Lineage: Eukaryota; Metazoa; Arthropoda; Insecta; Lepidoptera; Papilionidae. The record is from the annotation of a GenBank genome assembly.
AUGAAACGUCACCCGCAAAUUAAAGAAAGAUGUGCCGAAGGCAUAUCAACAUCACGUUCCGAUGUAACAGAAUCUGACUUAAGAGGAUGGUUCGAUUCAAGCGAAAAUGCCCUCGAAAUACUCGAAGAUCCUACAAGGUUAUACAACGCUGAUGAGUCAGGGUUUCAGACUUGUCCUGAAUUUGGUAGAGUUUUAGGACCAGUUGGAAUGAAAAUUUUUUUUGAAGUUAAAUCGGGAAAAGAAAAGGAGCAACUUACUGUGAUGGCCUGUUUGAAUGCAGCUGGGCAAGUAGUUGCACAUAUGGUUGUAUAUCCUUUGAAGCGUAUAUCCAGGGAUAUAGCUAAUAACGUUCCAGCAGAUUGGGCUAUAGGAAAGUCUAAUAAAGGAUGGAUGACAGCACCUCUGUAUUUUGAAUAUAUAUUAAAUAUAUUUGAUCCGUGGCUAAAGAACAAUAUGAUUAUGAAACCUGUUUUACUUUUAGUAGAUGGGCAUCGAUCCCAUUUGACUUUGCAAGUGGCAGAAUACUGCGCAAAUAAUCAAAUUCUCGUGUAUGCAUUAUUCCCAAAUUCAACACACAUAUUACAGCCCGCUGAUGUAUCACUUUUCAAGUGCCUGAAAAGUGGCUGGCAAAAUAUCGUUUAUGAAUACAAAAGAAAUAGCGGUAAUAGACACAUUACUAGAGCUGGCUUUGCGCCUCUCCUUUUAAAGGUAUUUCAAGAUAGAGUUACACCUGAAAUAAUUUCUAAUGGUUUUAAAAGAUGUGGAAUCUACCCUUUUGACCCUUCAGCGGUAGAUUAUACCAAAUGCAUGGACCAUGAAGUGCGUAAAGUUUCACCAAAACUUGUAGAGACAGGAGUGGAAACAAUUCUGUUGCUGGAAUCUUUUAUGAGGAAAGGUCGAGCAGAACAAUUCAGACAAGUAAAUGACGAAUGGGAAGGUGAGGAAUCCGCUAAGGAACUAUUAUAG